Nerophis lumbriciformis (worm pipefish) is the source of this 786-nucleotide messenger RNA. Lineage: Eukaryota; Metazoa; Chordata; Actinopteri; Syngnathiformes; Syngnathidae. The record is from RefSeq and is a predicted model, not a curated record.
AUGGCCACUGUGGCGAUUCCUGCUCGCACCACUGCUCUUUUGUUGGAUAUCGAGGGCACAACCACUCCAAUCACAUUUGUAAAGGAUAUUCUGUUUCCGUACAUACGGGAACAUCUUGAAGACUACCUGUCCGCUCACUGGGAAGAAGACGAGUGUAAACAGGAUGUUCAUCUUCUGAAAAAACAGAUCGAAGAGGACAUGAGGCAAAACCGGGCGUGUCCCGUCCACGCCGUGGACCAGACGGUGCACACGGACGAGGAGAAGGCCAUCCGGGAGGUGGUGGACGACGUGCUGUGGCAGAUGGCCGCCGACCGCAAAUCCACGGCGCUCAAGCGACUCCAGGGUCACAUGUGGCGAGUGGCGUACGCGUCGGGCACAAUCAAAGGCGAGAUCUACCAGGACGUGACGCCGUCCAUCCGAAGGUGGCGAGGGCAAGGACUUAAGGUUUUUAUCUACUCGUCGGGAAGCGUGGAGGCCCAAAAACUUCUUUUCACGCACUCUGUCGAGGGCGACGUUUUAGACCUAUUCGACGGUCACUUCGACACGGCAGUCGGCGCCAAAGUAGAGGCCAAAAGCUACGAAAGGAUCGCCGAGAGGAUCGGCUGUCCGGCGGAAGAAAUCACCUUCCUUACGGAUGUCACGCGAGAGGCCAAAGCGGCGGAGGACGCCGGCGUCAACGUGGUGGUGGUGGUGCGGCCGGGGAACACCGAGCUGACGGAGGAGGAAGCGGCGCACUACCGCGUCAUCACGUCAUUCGGCCAGCUGGAAGUGACCGGCAGAGCUUAA